This is a messenger RNA of Manihot esculenta (cassava), 1407 nucleotides long. Its product is annotated as transcription factor bHLH91. Lineage: Eukaryota; Viridiplantae; Streptophyta; Magnoliopsida; Malpighiales; Euphorbiaceae. The record is from RefSeq and is a predicted model, not a curated record. Gene Ontology annotation, molecular function: protein dimerization activity. The transcript has 3 exons. Gene Ontology annotation, biological process: anther wall tapetum development; regulation of DNA-templated transcription. The coding region runs from base 1 to 1407 and encodes 468 amino acids.
AUGUAUGUAGAAAUAGGCUGCAGCUUUGAUCCCAACUCCAUGGUGGAAGGACCAGAAGAUGAAAUUUGCCAAGUUUUGCAACCUCCACCUCAUCCACCACAAAUGGCAGAGACCACCACAAAUGAUCUUAGCUUUGAAGAGAAUCUCAAGCUGUCAACAGAAGAGCUACAGAAUCUCAAGUUGUCCAAAGAAAGGCUAUCUUACCACCAUAGCAAUUUUCAUCACCAAGAGGAUGAUGCUUCUGCUUCCAUGGAAAUCCACCUUCAAAAUCAUCAGCAGAUGGCUUUUAAUAAUACCCAUUUGAUGCAAGAUUCUUCAAAUCAAGUUUUGACUUUCACUUCAUCUGAUCUUCUCAAUCUUUUCCACUUACCCAGAAGCUCAGCUUCCUCUUUGCUCCCAGAUUCUUCAAUUUCCUUCACAAACACUACCCACACAACUCCACUAGGCUUUGUUGAAGAUCUUCCAAUGGCAGAUACAGCAGCUGCCUCCUCCAUUCUCUAUGACCCACUUUUCCACCUGAACCUUCCCCCACAGCCUCCUUUAUUCAAAGAAUUAUUUCAAUCUCUACCCUCACAUGGAUACUCAUUGCCGGCCUCAUCAAGAGGCAGCUCCUUGUUUCCUGGUGGAGGAGAUGAUCAUGUCGAGGGGAGUGGAGGAGGUGGUCUUUACCAAGAUGGAGAUGUUGAGCACCAGUUUGAUAAUGGAGUUCUGGACUUCACAUGGGACAUGGCUUGUAUUGGCAAAGGUAGAGAAGCUGGGAAAAUGACCAAACACUUUGCCACUGAACGUCAAAGGAGACAACACCUGAAUGAUAAGUACAAAGCCUUGAGAGAUUUGGUUCCUAAUCCUACCAAGAAUGAUAGAGCAUCUGUGGUUGGAGAUGCAAUAGAGUAUAUAAAAGAACUUCUUCGAACAGUAAAUGAGCUGAAAAUUCUAGUGGAUCAAAAGAGAUGUGCAAGAGAAAGAAGCAAGAGACGCAAAACUGAAGAUGAUUCCACAGAGAAUGCUGGCAGUGAAAUUUGUUCUGCAAUGAAAUCUCUUGGUGACCACCCAGAUCAUCAUCAGUCCUUCAACAAUGGAUCAUUGAGGAGCUCUUGGCUUCAAAGAAAAUCCAAGGACACAGAGGUCGAUGUUAGAAUCAUAGAUGAUGAAGUUACUAUCAAACUUGUCCAGAGAAAGAAGAUCAAUUGCUUGUUGUUUGUUUCCAAAGUUGUUGAUGAACUUAAGCUUGAUCUUCAUCAUGUUGCUGGUGGCCAUAUUGGUGAUUACUAUAGCUUUCUAUUUAACACCAAGAUAUAUGAAGGGUCUUCAGUGUAUGCAAGUGCCAUAGCAAACAAGCUGAUUGAGGUGGUGGACAGACAUUAUUAUGCAUCAACUCCAUCUACAAGUUGCUACAUACAAAAUUAG